AAUGCCAGUGGUGCAGUGUGAAGAUUUAAGGUAUUCGCUUAGUUUUCGUAAUGUGGAUUUAUAUGCGAAGAAGACACAAAGAAAUUCGAUUAACAUGUGGCGAUAGUACGCCCAGUCUGUAGGCUUAGUGUGAGCUUGGGAUCACUCCCCGAGGGGAAGCCUCGCAGUCCGUGAAGCGGAGACAGGCCGACCGUCAGGAUGACGGCCACUCUGGAGGCGAGCUACCAGCCGCUGCAGCCCUUCGGGGCUGACCCGGCGGACACCGGUGACGAGACGCCCCAGGAGAGCGGAGUCAUGAUCCACGUCGUGCCCGAGAGUGGCCGCGCACGCUGGAACCACGUGGAGGACCUGGACGCGUUCUUCACGCGCAUGUACCACUACCACCAGAAGCACGGCUUCGCCUGCAUGAUGCUGCAGGAGCUGCUCGAGCUGGGCCAGUUCGUCUUCGUCGCCGGCUUCGCCACCUUCCUGCUGCACUGCGUAGACUACCCCGUGCUCUUCAGGGGCAAGAGCAACGCGACCAAGGUAUCGCUGCCGGACGCGGUCGUGGUGGGCGGGGAGUGCGUGGCGCAAGUCGCGCCCGUCACGUGGCUCUGCCUGUUCGUCGCGGGCGUCUUCUGGCUGCUGCGUGCCGUCAAGGUGGCCUACCACCUGGUCCAGUUCUGGGACAUCAAGGCCUUCUUCAACAGCGCCCUGCGCAUCCCCGAUUCGGAGCUGGACAACUUGACGUGGCACGAGGUCCAGCGGCGUGUGCGUGAGGUGCAGCGCGAGCAGCAGAUGUGCAUCCACAAGCAGGACCUCAGUGAGCUCGACAUCUACCACCGCAUUCUCAGGUUCAAGAACUACAUGGUGGCGAUGGUGAACAAGUCAGUGCUGCCGCUGCGGUGGCGCGUGCCCUUCCUGGGGGAGAUCGUCUUCCUGACGCGCGGACUCAAGUACAACAUCGAGCUUCUGCUCUUCUGGGGCCCGUGGGCGCCGUUCGAGAACAGCUGGCACCUGCGCGAGGACUACAAGAAGGCGGCGCGGCGGCAGGAGCUGGCGCGACAGCUCGCCACACACAUGCUGUGGGUCGGCGUCGCCAACUUCGCCCUCAUGCCCGUCAUCACACUCUGGCAGAUCCUCUACUCCGUCUUCAACUACACGGAGAUGAUAAAGCGCGAGCCGGGCAGCCUGGGGACGCGGCGCUGGUCGCUGUUCGGCCGGCUCUACCUGCGCCACCUCAACGAGCUGGAGCACGAGCUCAACGCGCGGCUCAACCGCGCCUACCGGCCCGCCUCGCGCUACAUGGGCAGCUUCACCUCGCCACUGCUCACCGUUGUCGCCAAGAAUGUCUCCUUCAUGACGGGCGCCUUCCUGGCCGUGCUGCUGAUCCUCACAAUCUACGACGAGGAUGUCCUGACUGUGGAGCACGUCCUCACUGCCAUCACCGUGUUUGGUGGCAUCAUCGCCUGCUGCCGAUCGUUCAUCCCGGAUGAGAACUUGGUGUUCUGCCCCGAGAAGCUGAUGACAGCGGUGCUGGCCCACGCGCACUACCUGCCCGACAGCUGGCGCGGCCAGGCGCACACGGCGCGCGUCCGCGACGAGUUUGCCCAGCUCUUCCAGUACAAGGCGGUAUACGUACUGGAGGAACUGGCUUCGCCGCUGGUGACGCCGUUCGUCAUCAUCUUCCUGCUGCGGAGGCACGCACUCGACAUCGUCGACUUCCUGCGCAACUUCACCGUCGAGGUGGUUGGCGUCGGCGAUGUCUGCUCGUUUGCCCAGAUGGACGUCCGCCGGCACGGCAGUCCCGCCUGGCAGGCCGGCGCCCCCGACCCGGACGUCGGCGUGACCCCGGCUCGUGACCCCUACGCCCAGGCUGAGGAUGGGAAGACGGAGCUGUCGCUGGUGCACUUCACGCUGACGAACCCCGAGUGGCGGCCGCCGACGGCGGGGGCCCGCGGCUUCGUGGCGGCGCUGCGCGAGCGCGUUCUGCGCGACGUGGGGGCGGCCGGAGGAGUCGCGAGACCGGGCGGCGCCGUCCCCGCGACUGUCGCCCCCGACGCCGAAGGCCGGGUGUCGCCCGACACCGCGACGGCAGCCGCUUUGGGUCUGGGGCCGCACCGCCUGCCGGACCCCGCCUACGACUACUCGGAGUCGCUCGGCUCCAUCUCCGGGCUCGGACUGGGGCUGAACAGUGUGGUGGCGAGUGCGCUUCGCCACACCCUCGCCAAACCUGACCCUCUGCCGAGUCUGGUGCCCACGUUCGGAACACUGCCUUCGCAGCACCAGCUACAGCGGCAGCAGCAGCUGUCGACGUCGUCGCAGCAGACUUCGGCAAUGGCGUCAUCGCAGCCGCCGGCAAUGCGGGGCGGCCUUAACCGUGCCGAGGGUCCGCUGCUGCACCCGGACCGCGGCCUCUUGUACAGCCUGAACCAGCAGGGGCUGUCGAUGGGCGCGUCCGUGUUCGGCCCCGCGGGUGAGGCGGCGGCAGUGGCGGCCGCGGCUGCGGCCGUCGGUGGCAGCGGGGGCGGAGCGGCGGGCCCCGAAGACCUGCUUCUGCUGGCGCCGGGGGCGGAGGGCACGGCGGCCGACAUGAGCCUCAGCGCGCUCUACCUGCACGAGGUCCACCACCGCCUGGUGCACCAGGGAGGUCGACUAGAGGCGGCAGUCGGUGUCGGCGGUGGAGGUGGGGGACCGGCCUCCGGCACGGUGGGGGUGGGGGCCGGAGAAGGUUACCAGCAGAGCAGCGCGCCCGACCUCUGGACGACGCACUCCCCACGCAGCGUCGAGACCACCCCGCUGCUGGACCCGGGCAGUCGCGGGCACCUCCACGGCCACGGACCUCCUUCGUAGUACCGGGGACUGCAGGACGUGUAGACGGUCUUCCUCCGAGGCCUCGGAAGUCACAGAUUGCGGAGGUCCCGCCCUACGUGGCUGCAGGGCGUGCUCCACACCUCCGCCUCCCGCUUUGGUGCUGUCGGACGCACUGCCGCCACGGUCUGCAGGUCGACGGCACCUCUCUGUCUGCUGCCCGACGGGUCGAACCGGUGGCAACUGGUGUGUGGGAGCCGAUUACAGAGUUGUGGUAGAAGUGGGGACAACCCGUGUUUGGAAACUUAAAAAACUGUAAAGCUUCGAGUGACAAUUUUUAUCCCGACUGCCAGCUUAUUUGCCCAUCCGUGUCUCGAGAAAAACUCUUCUCGUCUCACGGGUGACACAAAUAAUUAUUAUUUUCUUUUCUGUAGAUACACCCACAUAAACUGUGUACAGAUGUCGUUUCAAAGUUUUCCUCUCCAGCAAAUGCGUGUAAAAUUGUCUCGGUGUUCUGUCCGUAUCGCACAUUCGAGGUAGAGCUGGAGCUUCUGGAGAUAUUUGCUGUCUCCUCUCUUGGAAGCUGGAGAGACACUGAAUGGAGUAAAUCUUUCUCUCCUGUGCCCUCAAGUCAGGAUUACAGAAUGGAAGCAAUACAGGCUGAUCGCACCCAGUACUACAUCUUUCCUGUGAAACUUUCUACUUCUGACGUCCUGCGUACGGUCCGUGUCUAGUGCCACUGUAGCUGAUUUCCCUGUUAAAAUUAUUACUUCACAUCUGAAUUUGUAUCGGUCUGUUGUUGUAGACUUCCAGUAAGAUGAAGCACGAGAGGAGAUCUUUUGUUCCAUUGAGGAUAUGAAGAUCUUAUCUUGUGCUUCACCAUACUCUAUAACAAAAAAGGUUGUAGGAAUUUGGAUGUGACCCAGUAAAUUUAACAGAGACCUCAGUGAAAUGUGGUAUUGGGCACUAUAAGCAGAGCAUCAUCAUCAGGUUUUCUGCCUAUUAACACGUUCCUGAAAGCAUUGCAGUCUCCAUAUGAUCCUGUUCCAGAGUAAGUGGUUUUGUAGUCUGAGACUUCCUCUUUCACUUCAUCAGGCAUUUUUAGCCUUCUCCUUUCUAUCUUCUCGUGUCCUUCUGCUGCACUUCUGAUAACUAUCGAGAGAAUGCCCUUUUCCUUGCAGUGUCGCCCCACCCAGUCUGCAUUACUUUUCUCAAUUGGGUUUAGUAGAGUUCUUUGUUCUUUUAGCCUUUCCAUUAAUUUACUGUUCCUCACUUCACACAUACAUUUUAUUUUCACUAUUCUCCUCCAAAUUCAUAUCAUGAAUGUUUCAGUUUUGUCUCUUUCAUUCUUCUUCAGUGUCCAGCUUUCCCCUAACACAAAAGAAAAGCUCCAAAAAAAAAACAUUUUACUGGUAUUUUUGUGCUUAAUAUUUUGCCUCAUAAUGUCAGAGAUAUUAUCAGAGGGUUGAGGCUGAGAUACUGGUUACAAAUUAAUUGAACUCUGCAAGUUGAACUGUUUAUAAGUACCAGUGCAAUGGUCAGGUCGUGAAAUUCGGCUGCUUCCCCGAGGUCGCGGCAUCUCGCGGACUGUGUAUUUAGGAGCUCGGGGUGGGGAAGAACUAGCACUGUUUGUUUUAUUUAGCACUCAGUCCCAAAAUGUGGCUAACAUCAAUGCUUAUUCUUUUCUGUUAAAACUGUCUUUUUUUGUUUUGAAUUUUAAUGGCCCCUCUGCUCAUCGUAGCACAAUAAAGUUUGGCUUCAGAUGAAACCACAGUAUCGGAGAAACAAAUUUGGUGGUUCUCUAGCCCUAGGGCACCAUCAUUGCUACUGCCAAUUUAUCCGUGUCCCCCAAAUGACAAUUGCUCUCUUGCUCCUUAAACGAGGUGUUACAAAAUUCACCGAGCACUGAAAUACUGGCCAUAAAAGGCUAAGGAAUUGUGUGAAACGUGGUGGUGGUGUCAGUCCCACCUUCUGAUGAAGGAAAUGGCGCGCAUCUUUGAAAGCUGGAGUUUGAGCUCGGAUGUUACACAACACGGACACCGAGAAAGUUUUACACCUCUGUACAAAUGUGACUACUGCAAUAUUUUUGCCUAAUGCUAUAGGUGCCUAGUGCGUACAUCACAUUGCCACAAUGUACACUGCAAAGCUCUGUCUAAUAUGUGCGGCACUUCGAAGUUUGAAGAAACUAUUCACUGCAGAUUACUGAACAGCACUUAGUUCCACACUUCCCACUGCGGUGAUGUAAUGGUGACAGAGUUGUGUUUGGAAUACCUAGCAUUGGAUAAGAUUUUGAACUGAAGAUGUUCGCUGAGAUAUUACAAAGUGAUUCUCCUGUGAUGCGCUAUUUGUAUGUUUGACUUCCUGUACACAGCUGCAAUAUUUUUAUGCACAAAUGAAUAUUUCGGCUGGCACAAUCGCGGCUACUUCAUUUCGUGUCGUUUGUACACAUACCUGUUAAUCUUACGUUUCUGGUCGGCAUUUGUGGUAAAUCGGUGAAAGGAGGGUAUUGGAAGCUUGCUGUGAUUAAUUUUUCUCGUGCACUGUUUCUAAUGUAAGAGUUUUUAAAGGGGUUUUCAUAUGACUGUUUUUAUGGACAUGACUUAUUAUUAUUAUUAUUAUUAUUAUCAUCAUUAUUAUUGUAUUGUAUUGUGUUUCAUUUUGUUCCACUUUAAGUUUUGAACUGUCUUCAGUGUAUAUACUUACAAUGUAGUAUUACCAACUUGCCUCAACUUAAUUUUUUUCUGUGGAUGACACUGUAAGAUUUAAUUAAUAACUGGAGCGUGUGUGUUUCACAUUUACAGGUGGCAACAGAGAAAUGUUUUGUAAUAGCGGAUGUUAAUACUUUGUUGUUGAGAGUUGUGUGGUACAUAUUCUCUUGUGUUCCUAUCCCCUUAGUCUUUCUGUAUGCUUAAUAAUGAGUGUGGAAGAAAUGAGGCAACUUUAAUAAUUAAUCGGCUAGCUGUAGUGCAGUAGUUGUAGGCUGAAAUGCUGUGAUUUUUUUUAAAAAAGAAAAAGUACUGUGCAAAAUUUCACAUUCACUACACUCGAUUAUGUUGCGGUAUAUCUGGCAGGUGCAGCUGCGCGACACUUUGCUUCCAGCUCACGUGUCGUGUCGUGUCAUGUUAUUUGCCACUGCAGAGGAUCUUCACAGACAUACAAACAACUCGACUGACAGCAUAUUUUUCAGCAUAUCGGGCUCGUUUCUGCACUAAAUGCACCUUCGGCUUUGUCCUGUAGUUUCGAAAUAGAUCUCUAGUAUCAGAUGGUUCACAAAAACGGGUAGUCACGAGGUUCUUCAGUUAGUAAUAGAGAAAGGGUCAUACAUGAAUUACUGCUCUUCGUCUGUGAUGUGUCAGUUAAUGAAAUUUAAUGUGUUUAUAGAAGCAAAUGGAGCAGGGCGGCAGUUAAACCAAUCGGCCAAAAGAAACAAACAGUGAAGUACUGUUUAUUUUGUAGAUGUACAACUCUUACCCACUCUUCACAACUGAGUUUCAUUUUUGUUUCAUCUAAAACAUCUUUCACAUAAAUCUUAAUGCUGUGUUUGACUAGUUUGAUAAAUCGUAGCAAUGACAUCACUAAAUACUGUAAGCCCCUGUUUGAUUUAUUUUUUAAUGUGCAAUUGGUUUCAGUCAAAAGUCAUAUCCACCACCUGCCGUACAUGUCAUGGAUAAUGGAAAAUUUCAGAUGAAAAGGAUAUUUGAAAAUUUUCCUAAAAAUACAAACAAUACUAAGAGUUAUUUGUUAACAGCAGAAUUUAUAUAUAAAACAAUGUCAAAAUUAUAAUAUAUGUAAAGAAAUAAUGUUUAGAUGUACAGGACUAGAUGCAUGGAUUGCCAAUUAUAGACAUCUGUCCAAGGAACACUGAAAAUAGAAUGACAAAGAAUCACAAACGAACCUUAGUGAAAAAUUUGUACUGGAUAAAACUAAAGAUAAUGCUGUUAUUUUACAUGAGGCAUGGAAGAGCUAGAAGCUGCUAAAGAACCAAAUUCUGUUUUGAACAAACACUUCGAACUGAAAAACAUAAAAAUAUUGAAAUUUUUUGCUAUAUCUUGUUUCGAGAAUAAUACUUGUAGAAAGAACACAGCGACUGUGGCCUUUUUACGUUAAGUGUUUCGACCAACUACAACUCUUUGUCAUUUUACUUUGUGUUUUCCUUGGGUGGUUGUCAGUCAUUGGCACUCUGUGCAUCUCUCUCUGCUUGGCUAAACAUUAUUUGUAAAUAUUACAUUUUUGGUUGUAUGUAUAACUCUUACUAUUACCAGAAAGCUGUAAAUAUUUCCUGUAAUUUUACUGCAAUUAUGAAACAUUCCUUUUCAUCCAAAAUUUUCCUGUAUCCACAGCAUACGUACAAGAAGUGCUGGAAUAAGAUCUUUGAACAAAUGUAGUCACAAAUUUAAAAAAUAAUCAAACAGCACCUUAGAGACUUACAUAAUGUCAUUCCUAUAACAGUCUUAGGUUUCUUCAGUGGUCUGUGAAGGAAACAAAAGAAAGACUUGCAUGUUUAACUUUAAAUAUCUUAUUCUAAAAUAUCUAGUGUUUCUUAAGAGCAGUUUAAAGUCAACUUAAUGUUCGCAAUAUUUACGAAUAAAGGUCAAAAGGUCGAUCAGUUACUUUACGUCUCUGUCUUCUGUGUUUGCCUGACGGCAAAUGGGUAUAAUUUAAAUGUGUUGUCAAUAGUAAUACUGUUUGUAUUGGGGACAAUUGAUGUCGCGAAUGUAGUAGGCCACAAAUUCAAACUGGAAGAUCCUCGAAAGCCACUGCUGCCUGUGCGAAGCACCCAGGUAAAGAAAUUUUCGUUCGUGUAGUGUCCGAAUGAAAUUCUGCACAGUAUCUGCGAGGCACUGACUAAUCUACUUUUAUGUACACAAACAGAUUUUUCAAUAUUUUUAGCGUGCGUGUGCGCUUACUUACGCUGUGUAUUUUUAAACUCAGACGUAAGGCUGUCGUCUAGUAAGUGAGAGGCUUCGGCCGGCAAGUACAAACGUGCAGGCGUUUUAUAUGUACAUAUAUUUAAGAUGGCAAGUGUUCAUUAAAAUGUGUGGUUUUUA
Schistocerca americana (American grasshopper) is the source of this 7838-nucleotide messenger RNA. It is a transcript of the gene Atg9, whose product is annotated as autophagy-related protein 9A. Gene Ontology annotation, cellular component: phagophore assembly site; autophagosome. Lineage: Eukaryota; Metazoa; Arthropoda; Insecta; Orthoptera; Acrididae. The transcript has 16 exons. The record is from RefSeq and is a predicted model, not a curated record. Gene Ontology annotation, biological process: autophagy of mitochondrion; protein localization to phagophore assembly site. The coding region runs from base 199 to 2832 and encodes 877 amino acids.